Molecule: messenger RNA, 1722 nt
Organism: Grammomys surdaster
Lineage: Eukaryota; Metazoa; Chordata; Mammalia; Rodentia; Muridae
Product: schlafen family member 12-like
Exons: 2
Coding region: 102-1115 (337 amino acids)
Source: RefSeq, a predicted model, not a curated record
ACAGCACAGCCAACUCACAGUUGGCUUCAAGCAGCUGAAGGAACUUGAGUAGAGCAGCUUAGGUAAGGAUUUCAGUUCGGGAGCAGCAGGACUGCUGGAAAAUGAACAUCACCGUUGAAAAGGCCGAUUCUAUGAUGCUUCUAAAUGCAGGAGAGAUCACACUUGGGAUAGAAAGUCGGAAGAACAUGGAGAAUCAUGUCAGGGUAGAAGAGAACAGGAACGUUUCCAAAGCUCUGUGUGCUCUGAUGAAUUCUGGAGAGGGAAAGGUCAAGGUUCAAAGUAAAAACCCAGAAUAUCGUUACUCCAAACAUGGAAUAGGAGAUGAUUUGGAAACCUCCUUUAAGAACAUUUUGCCGCCUAGACUCCUAGCCUUCAAGCAAGAUCAAUCUGACUUAUUCAUCAGUGUCAAAUCACAGAGUCCAGAUAUCCCUGUUGGGAAGCCUGCCACCAUUGCAACCAAUUUGUACAUGAGAAAUGGGGCAUCUUCAGUUGAAAUGAGCUUUUAUGCUGCUCAGGAGUUCUUAGAAAUAAUGCAGGGCGCAGGAGGAAGGUCACCUUCAGCAAGGCCUUCAGAAAGGCCUGGUGAUGAUACCCAGGAAGAAGUCCACGUGCAGGAGUUGGCUGCUGCUUUUUUUAAACAGUCAAAACUUACAAAAAUGGCAAAAUUCUCUUUUAGCGAAUCCAAAAAUGUUGAAUACAAGUCCUUUGAAACAAAAAAGUUGCUACAGGGAGUUAAAGAGAUUCUCCCUCGGACUGUUUCUGCCUUUGCCAACACCAACGGGGGGUAUUUGUUUAUUGGUUUGGAUGAAAAGAACCAGCAAAUAGUUGGUUUUGAAGCAAAGAAUUGCCAGCCUAAGCGGUUACAGAGUGAAAUAGAACAGUGCAUCAAGCAGCUGCCUGUCACUCACUUCUGUGAGGAGAAGGGGAAGAUCAAGUACACAUGCAAAUUCAUCGAAGUCCACGAUUCCGGAGUCGCAUGUGCAUAUGUGUGUGCGCUCAGAGUGGAGAGAUUCUGCUGUGCAGUGUUCGCUGAACAUCCUGAAUCCUGGCUCGUGGAAAACAGCUGUGUGAAGAGGUUUACCGCAGAUAAAUGGGUCGAGCUCCGGAUGGCUUAGCUAGCCAGGUUCAGGAAGAGGAAUUGGCAAUUAGAAUAUAUUUAGCUAGAGAAGUUGAAAGGGUUUCUCUGGGAUUUGAGACAAAAUCAUUAGUCUUGAUUAUUCAGUUACUGAUCCUUGAAGUCUGGACUGCAUCUGUAACCUACCUGGGAGCCCACAUCCCUCUCUCCCUGGUUUUCUCUCAACUCCCUGUACUCACUUGCAAAGAAAGCCCCUCCCAACAUCCCCCAUUUGAGCUCCAUUUCAGGAGCUAGGAAUCCUUAAUUGCCUUCCAGGAAUCCUUAAUUCAGUUUUCACUCCUACUCUUUCCCGAGUUCCUUUCUCCCUAACCUUCUCUCCUCUCAGUCACAUUGUUAGACAGUGCUCGGCCCUGUGGUUUAUGACGUGGAAAGUGCUGUGCUGCUGUCUCAGGUCUUGGAAGAAGAAAGUCUCAGAUGAGGCCAGAGCAACACCAGCACAUCUAGUCUGCGUAGUUCCCAGCAGCUGCUUCCGUCUCCCCCCAAGCUCACUGCUGCCUCAUGAUCCCCCUCCAACCUCUUGCUUUUCAUAACUUUUGCAAUAAAUAGAUUGAUAAACAAAUAAAUGCCUCAACAAUUUGUACAUGGUA